Messenger RNA from Purpureocillium lilacinum, 1509 nucleotides. The record is from RefSeq and is a predicted model, not a curated record. NCBI's taxonomy places the organism in Eukaryota, Fungi, Ascomycota, Sordariomycetes, Hypocreales, Ophiocordycipitaceae.
AUGAAGCAGGAAUACGAGCACGAGGACGACGCGCAGCUCGCGGCCAUGGGCCACCAGCCCGAGCUGAAGCGCAACUUUUCGACGCUGUCCAUGCUGGGGCUGGCGUUUGCGGUGCUCAAUUCUUGGACUGCGCUCUCUGCGAGUCUGUCAAUAAGCCUCACCUCGGGAGGGAGCACGAGCGUCGUAUGGGGUCUGGUGACGGCCGGUGUCUGCAACCUGUGCAUCGCGGCGUCGCUUGCCGAGUUCCUGUCGGCCUACCCAACGGCCGGCGGUCAGUAUCAUUGGGUCGCCGUCUCUUGGCCGAAAUGGGUCCCGAUCCUGUCGUGGGUCACUGGCUGGAUCAACGUGGCUGGCUGGGUUGCACUCGUGGCCACCAAUGCCUUGCUGUCGAGCCAGCUCAUCGUGGGCGUCAUCUCGGCUCUGCAUCCGUCGUAUGAGCCGCAACGGUGGCACCAGUUCCUCAUCUACAUUGGCCUGACGCUGCUCUCGUUCGUCAUCAACGCCUGCAUGAACUCGCUGCUGCCGCUCAUCUACCGCGGCGCCUUUAUCUGGUCCAUCGGCGGCUUCGUCUUGGUGUCCAUCACGGUGCUGGCCUGCGCCGCGCCCGACUACAACUCGGCGUACUUUGUCUUUUGUGACUUCAUCAACCAGACGGGAUGGCCCGAUGGCGUUGCUUGGCUCCUCGGUCUCCUCCAAGGCGGCCUCGGCGUGACGGCAUUUGACGCCGUGGCGCACAUGAUUGAAGAAAUCCCCGGCGCGUCCAGCGAAGGGCCCAAGAUCAUGAUUGUCUGCGUCGGCAUCGGCACCUUUACCGGCGCCAUCUUCCUGAUUGUGCUGCUCUUCGUGUCAGGCAACAUCAACGACGUGAUAACUUCGGCGGCCGGCCCGCUGCUGCAGAUUCUCAUUCACGCGACCAACAGCAACGCCGGGGCAAUCUGCCUCUUGAUGCUGCCGCUCGUGUGCCUCGUCUUUGCGACCCUGAGCGUCAUGACGACGAGCAGCCGCAUGAUCUUUGCCUUUGCAAGAGACGGCGGCCUCCCGGCCUCGCGCUUCUUCGCCAAAGUCCACCCGCGGCUCGGCCUGCCGCUCAACGCCCUCAUCCUGACGUCGGGCGUCGUCAUCAUCUUUGGACUCAUUUUCCUGGGCUCUACCAGCGCCUUCAACGCCAUCAUCGCCGGGUCCGUCGUCGCGCUCGACCUCUCGUACGCCAUGCCCAUUGCCGUCAACUGCCUGCGCGGCCGCAACACGCUGCCCGAGCGCAAGUGGCGGCUGCCCGGCUGGCUGGGGUGGACGGCCGACAUUGUCUCGCUCGCGUACAUUUCGCUGACGACGGUGCUGUUUCUGUUCCCGCCGGGCCUGCCGGUGACGGGCACCAACAUGAACUACUGCGUCGUCGCGUUCGCCAUCAUCGUCAUCAUCUCGGUUGUCCAGUGGAUCGUGGAUGGAAGGAAGAACUUUACCGGGCCGCGUGUCAACCUCGUGGCUGUGGAAGCUCCUCACGAGGAUUAG